CGCGUCGCCUCGUUCUCAUCACAGUCAGCCAGAGAUUCUCCGCCGUCAUGAACACCUUGGUCGUUGUUGCUGCCCUGGCGGCCUUCUGCUUGGUUGCUGGAAGUGCUGAGCCUGAGGCUGAACCCGGAUAUGGUGGCUACAGAGGCCAUGGUAGCUACACACGCCAUGGUAGCUAUGUUCCUUACACUGGGGGCUAUCAUGGAGGCUCCAAUAAACAUUACAUCGGUAAAAGGAGUGCUGAGGCUCUGGCUGACCCUGAACCCGGAUAUAAACACGCAGGCCAUGGUCACUACCUAGAGUUUGGUCGCUCUGGCUCCUACACAGGGGGCUAUCGUGGACGCUAUCGUGGAGCUUACCACUGAGGCUACCGUCGUGACAGGAGUCCUGAGCCUACCGCAGCGGCUCUUCCUGACCCUAAAGCCAACCCCAGCCAUAGUAGCUACUGUUAUAUAUAUGUAUGUUUAUAUGCUGCCUUUAUUGAAUGUAUAUAUUAUAUAUUAUGUUACUUCUUACGAAAUGUGUUAGGCACGUAGUAACGAAGAACAGAGAAUAAACAGCCAGCCAGACAUACCAUGUGACUCUUCAUUCUCCCAUAAAUAACCCAAGAUACUACAGCUACGAAUACUAUGGUGGCUAUAGACGGUGAGCUGCUAUUGAGGUUCUUCCUUCACUUUGGUUACUGACUAUGGACUAGGGUGAUUUAAAAUUGUAAAUAAACAUAUGAAAUAUAA
Homarus americanus (American lobster) is the source of this 731-nucleotide messenger RNA. RefSeq lists its product as uncharacterized. The transcript has 2 exons. Lineage: Eukaryota; Metazoa; Arthropoda; Malacostraca; Decapoda; Nephropidae. Bases 48 to 362 code for a protein of 104 amino acids. The record is from RefSeq and is a predicted model, not a curated record.